This is a messenger RNA of Rhagoletis zephyria (snowberry fruit fly), 1818 nucleotides long. Its product is annotated as muscle segmentation homeobox. NCBI's taxonomy places the organism in Eukaryota, Metazoa, Arthropoda, Insecta, Diptera, Tephritidae. Gene Ontology annotation, molecular function: RNA polymerase II transcription regulatory region sequence-specific DNA binding; DNA-binding transcription factor activity, RNA polymerase II-specific. Gene Ontology annotation, biological process: regulation of transcription by RNA polymerase II. The record is from RefSeq and is a predicted model, not a curated record.
UCCAACCUAGUCCGUUUUCAGCUGCCUAGUAUCAUUGAUUUUUUCAAGACGUAUAUCGAUACGCGCUUCUACACCGGCCACAAGUUGGAUUUCAAACAACAUAGUUGUGCCGGCGGCCCUUUAUCUGGUGGUGGUGGCGUCGUCGGCAAUACCAAUUCAAAUUCCCAUCAGGUACAUCACAUACAUCAGCCUCAUCUGCCCAACAGCAAUCCGUCUGCCCACAUAUCACCGCAUCAUUCCAUUUUACAUACGCAUCACGCCGGUACCGCUGCCGUUUCGCACGCAUCCGCCCAAUCGCACGUCGCCGCCGGCUUGCCACAUAGCGGCCUACCGCCUGUAGGGCAGCAACAGCCAGCCUCAGCGGCAACUGCUUCCCAACUACAAGCGGCACAUCAGCAGCAGCAACAACACCAGCCUUCGCAGACACAGAACCAGCACCAGUUGAUAACGCCGACUUCCGUCGGCUGUGCGACAAGCAACGGCAGCACCACUUCUGGCAGCGGCAGCAGCGCGAUCGGCUCCAAUUCCGUAUCCUCGCUAGUCAUAGGCAACGGUCCCGCUUCGGGUGGAAAUAACGUCCAUUCUAUUUCAUCAGCGGCUGCCUCCGUUUCAACGGCUUCUUCCUUACCUCACAUCGUUCCAACCAGUCUGGGACUAAGCCCGCAAUCGAGCGCUGAUUCCCAGCAGUUCAAUAUAUUCCCGGCUAUUUUUAGCCGACAACUCAACUUCACGACUGGAACUUGUGGUCAAAGUAAGCUCACAAUGGACGAACUGCGUCCAAAUUUGGUUGGCGGAUUGUUGGGCUUGCAGCAAGGCUUAUUGGAUGACCAUGCGGUCAAUAUGCAUAAUGCCGCUGCGUCGCAGGACACAAAGUUCAUGUCGUUUCAAGAUAAUCGCUUAAUGGGAAUUUCUUCAUCACAUGAAAACCGUCUGCUAGGUCUGACCUCCUCGAUGCAAGACACCCGCUCCUCACUUAACUCCAUUGACAAAGGUUCACUUAAUCAUCAGCGCAAAUGCAGCAGCACACCCGAGGAUUUUAGCUCAUUGUAUUCUGGUCUGCCUACACCUGGCAUGGACUCGUCUUCACAUCAUCAUACGCCCGCGCAUACGCCGCCUACGCGCCUUUCUGACCAUUCGAUAUCCGCGGAAGGUGCAUUUAAGAAGCUAAAGCCAGAACCUAAUACGGGCCUCUCGACGGCUUCCGGCAGCGUUACGUCGCCCGGAAACGGUUUAUCAUCGUUAAGUCAACAUGCCAGCCAUACACCGACCACAGCAUCCUGCCCGACGCCAGCGAGGCGAAGACAUCGGACGACGUUUACACAGGAGCAACUAGCCGAGUUGGAAGCCGCUUUUGCGAAGUCACAUUACCCGGAUAUUUACUGCAGAGAGGAAUUGGCACGAACGACGAAGCUUAACGAGGCGCGAAUACAAGUUUGGUUUCAAAAUCGUCGCGCUAAAUAUCGAAAACAAGAAAAGCAGCUGCAGAAAGCUUUGGCUCCAUCUGUGAUCCCCUCGUGCAACGGCAUGAUGAGAAAUAUACAAGGAUACAGUGUAUCACGUGGUUAUCAGCCGUAUCCACAUCACAACUCAAUAAAUCGAUAUCCGCAGGAUUUAUUCCAAAUGGGCGCUUCAUCUUACCCAGGUAUGACGCAACCGUUCUCAAUGACACAUGGCACAAAUAUGGGUUCUGUGGGCGUUCGUCAGGAUUCUAUGGAGUUCACAAUAGAAUCUAUCAUACCAGCGCCUGAAACUAUACUGCUUAGUUGCGCUCGCAGAUUACGCUCUGCUAUCACUAACGGUAGUGAACACGCUGUGUAA